Necator americanus (New World hookworm) is the source of this 507-nucleotide messenger RNA. RefSeq lists its product as uncharacterized. The record is from RefSeq and is a predicted model, not a curated record. Gene Ontology annotation, biological process: DNA-templated transcription; termination of RNA polymerase III transcription. Gene Ontology annotation, cellular component: RNA polymerase III complex. Bases 1 to 507 code for a protein of 168 amino acids. The transcript is spliced from 3 exons. Gene Ontology annotation, molecular function: nucleic acid binding; zinc ion binding. NCBI's taxonomy places the organism in Eukaryota, Metazoa, Nematoda, Chromadorea, Rhabditida, Ancylostomatidae.
AUGCUGGUUUUUUGUCCGUAUUGCGGAUCAAUGCUACAAAUCGAGGAAGGUGAUUCAUGUAUGCAAUUCUCGUGUCCCUCGUGUCCUUAUGUGUGUCCUGUGACUAAGAAGGUCAGUAGCCGGAUAUAUCCUAAGCUAAAGGAUCUCGAGGAAGUUCUUGGUGGACCUUCGGUUUGGGAUAAUGCCCAAGUAAGAUGGCAACAGUUAUUCUUCUCUGCAAAUAUUGCUAAGUCGCAUCUACGGCUUAGUCCUUCUUUCAUUUUGAGUGCACCGAGUGCGCUCUAUUUAGUUUUCAGAAAUCACGUUGCACUGCCUUUGAGAGCAGCAUAUCAAACUAGGAAUGUUGAGAUCUCUUCACAAGUACAUAAGGGUGAGGAUAUAGUUAACGCGUAUGAGCGUUAUCACGCUGAGUUGAUCUUAGUAGUCCAGGAUGAGGCGUGUGAAACAGCCUUGUCUUAUUUAAGGGCCCCAAUGAUACACUGUGUUUACGAAGAGAUCCCUUCAUAG